Messenger RNA from Mesocricetus auratus (golden hamster), 15464 nucleotides. RefSeq names its product neuronal PAS domain protein 4 (gene Npas4). The record is from RefSeq and is a predicted model, not a curated record. Lineage: Eukaryota; Metazoa; Chordata; Mammalia; Rodentia; Cricetidae. Gene Ontology annotation, molecular function: protein dimerization activity; DNA-binding transcription factor activity, RNA polymerase II-specific; RNA polymerase II transcription regulatory region sequence-specific DNA binding. The coding region runs from base 12355 to 14757 and encodes 800 amino acids. Gene Ontology annotation, biological process: regulation of transcription by RNA polymerase II. The transcript has 8 exons.
CUUCGCAGCCCUGUUACCUGAUACGCGGAGGGAGCGCGCAUCUCUGUGGGCUCCUCUGCUCGCUGAAGCUCAUUCAUCCGCUACCGCGGCACUCUGUUGCCAUGGCAAUGUGAUGCAGACGGAGGAGGGAGGCUGGGAGGAGGGAGGCCCUGCGUGACGUCUGCACUCCUCGCAGCUCAUCUCUCGCGGCCUCCCAGUUCUUGCCUAUUUUGGAAGACAGCCGCAGCCCUUCUGCUGAUGCGCGCGCGCUGGCGCCUUUUUAAGGCAACUGGCAGAGUGGCUGCUUCGCCAGAGCUCAGGAGCUGCCCCCGCCCCUGCGCGGCGGAGUCCUGGCCGGCCUUGGAAGCCCCCCGGAGCCAUGCUCCACCCUAUUUCCAUCCUAACGUCCUCCACCUUUGUGGGGACACUUCAACCUUGGAGAGAGGAGGUCUUGCCCUUAACCCUUCGUCCCCUGCCCCCAAGAGGGGAGAGUGUCUUAUAGAAACCUUGGAAGGAAACAAGAUGCCAGGCCUAUCCGUGCUUGGAGAUCCUACGGACAAGGCCACAAGAGAGACAACGCCAGGUGAGGACCUCGCGGCCCUUGGGCCUCUUUUCAGCCCUCGAUUAAGCCAUUUAUUCUUGGGGCUUAGUUUGAAGUAGAAUUGGGAUUCCAGGAAAACUCAGCCCUCUCACUGAACUGAAAGGGAAACCGAGGCACAGAGAAGGGUAAUCAUUGGCUAGAGUCACAUGGCUAGGUCCUGGAGGAGCAUAGACCCGAGCCUGGGGAGCCUGGCUUCCUGGCCCCGGGAAAGCCCCCUAUUCCUUAAUGCUGAAGACUACUGAUAGGUUGUAUUCCUCCUUCUCCCUUGCCCUGCACCCAGCCAAGGGUUAGGUAACUCCUCCUCCUACCAGCUGUCGUUUCUCCUCCAGCAACAUCCAGAUCUUAGGUGGGUUUUCUGGACCAAUGGCCUUUCUGGACAAACUUCUGGAUCCCAUGGACUCCAUGACGAGCUUGUUGCUUAUAAAUGCUGCUUCCAUUGAAGGCUUCUUGCAGCUCACCAGCUCUCUGGAACAUUCUGGAGUUAAACCUCUCCUAGACGGUCUGCAAGUGCCACUUGGUUUCUGGAUGGAAAUGUGGCCUGCUGGACACUGGCAGGCCUCCCCAGAGCCAUGUGGACCCAGCCCCUUGGACCCUCUGCCAGUCCUGACGACACCUGACAGAGGACACAGCAUGAUGUACUUGGCCAUUCUUGAGAUGUGCGAUUUCCAGACAUCUGCAGGUCUCCAUUCUGGACCAGAGUUGGGGAUCCAGAGUGGAUCUGAUCUAGAUCAGCAUUUUUCCGUUCAGUUUGUAACACCUUUUCCUGGAGCCUUGGAUGGCGCUUCCAAGGGGCACCCAUUGCCAGGGUCAAGCCUUCAAUGCACAAAGGGGGAAACUGAGGCAAUCUUCAAAGAGACGUCAUUUGCCAAGGUCACAAGGCAAAGCAGUAUAUUUGUUGCUGAGAUUAGGACCCAGAACACUGCCUCCUCACCCCAGAGGCCAGCCUUUGAAUGACACACAGGUCACGGCAAAUACAUAUUUCCGGACCUACAGUCUCGAGCUGUGGCUGUGGCCCUUGGGUUCCUUCAUUCUGCACUAGCCUUCAGUCACCCGAGAGAGAUGACCUCAAAUGAGCUCCCACUUCAGUUGGGCCUCUGAGACUCUCUGCAAGUGGGUGUCUGGGCUAGACUGUGGGUCCACCUAUGGCUGCCUGGGGGACCAUGCUGACAGGAUUUUCUUCCCUCCACAAGACUGAAUGACGUUAAGGAGUCUGCAGACAUUAGUGACUUCAGGCUGUGCAGACCAGUCUCAGGAUGAGCAGGGGUCUGUGUUGUGCAUUUUGGACCCCAUCAGACUCCUCCAAUGGUGAGUCCCCUGAUGAAGUAGGUACGAACCCGUAAGAACAGCCCUGCCUUGGUUGGAUCUAAUGAGGGAAAAAGCCAGUGAACUACUUGCUUGCCACUGAGCUACAGGCUUGGUGUUCAGGGAUCCCAGGUGACUCUGCUCACCCAGAAUUGGGAAGCAUGGUCCCCUGGAGACUCCAAGCUCCCUCAGACCCUAACACUGGGCACAUGGGCUCAGCCAUGCCUGAAACUGGUUUUCAGCUUUGCUGUAUUCAAAUUCUAAAGCCAAGUGUGACCAGGAUACAGAGACACUCACGAGGCUAGAUAGGGGAGGAUGGUCCUUUAAGGCCAAGUGUUCUAGUGCUCUUUCACUUUGCAAACAGGCAAGGGGAGGCCCGGAGAAAAGAGAAGAGAAGAGAAGGGAAGGGAAGGGGCUUGCCUGGUACCCCCUGUGGCAGCUAGGGCUAGAACCCACAUCUCCUGAUCCUUCUGCCUGGGACUCUUCCUCUGCCUUAAACACAAUCUGCUGGCACUGGGGCUAAGCUCACUUCCUCUUCAUCCCAGAUCUCUGAAUCCUUGGCAGAGGAAUCCUCAGCCAGGGCUGGGCCAUUCAGGAGCUUUCCCCUCACCAGAUGGUCCUUUCCUCUGCAGCUUCCUGGUGUCCCCUUCCCACCCACACAGUGCUCAUCCUUUCCUAGUUCCAGAAGCUUCUCCAGCGACAGGCCAGCACAGCUGCUUCUCUGUCUUAGCCAACUGUGGCUGCAGAAUUUGCAGGGGUGGGGGUGUCCCCAGCUCUCUGCUCUUGGAGUGUCUUCUUUGUUGCUCUUGGGGUUUUCUUUCUACCUCUGGACCAGGCCUAUUGAUCAUCUCUGAGCUUUAAAUCCCUCUGUCUUUCCUGGCCCCUUUUGGGCUGCUUCCUGAAGAUGCUUCUUCUGUAUGCCCAGGGCCACUGGGAGUGAUCAGCCCACAAUCCCGUCUGCUCUGGGGGUUCUAAUGAGCUGAUCCCCUCGCCACAUACAUAAGGCAUGGGUAGCUGCUGCACUGGUAAACUCUAUGUCACUGGGGACACUCAGGUGCUAUUACAGAUGAGCAUAAAUCUGGGGUCCAUGCUGCCCUGCAAACCUGGUUCACAGGGAGCACUGGGGUAUGGAAAAUAGGAGCCAGCAUUUAAGCUGGGUAAGAACACGAUCAGAUUGGCUUCUAGAAAUAUGACCAAGGAUUUCAAUUGUUGACUCCUGAAGAAUACAUUGGUACUGGCCUAGAUGCUGCAUUCUGCUUUUGAGGGACGUAUGGAUGCCCAUUGAUACACAGGAAGGGGUCUGAUUCCAAACCCCCAGGGUCACCUGGUGACUCCACUGAUAUCUUUAUUCCUCUCUUUGAGAUAUUUCAGCCCCUACCCCAGCUGCCUCCACCUGGUACACACAGACCAAGAAUGCAGGAAGCACACAGGACUAUGAACCCAAGCGAGUCAUUUCUGUUUAGUCUUAUUGAAAAUAUACUUUCCUUAAGAUAAUAGCCGCUCCCAUUCAUAUCCAACACUUACCCUGUUCCUUUCAUGCCUAUGAGUUUGUUCUGAGUGCUUUGAUAAAUCAGUUCACCUAGUUCUUCUUGUUUGUUUGUCUGUUUUUUUGUUUCGAGACAGGGUUUCUCUGUGUAACUUUGGCUAUCCUAGAAUUUGCUCUGUAGACCAGGCUGUCCUCCAACUUCAUAGAGGUCUGCCUGCCUCUGCCUCACCUAGUUCUUUUUUUGUUUGUUUGUGUGUUUGUUUUUUGUUUUUUUUCCUCGAGACAGGUUUUUCUAUGUAAUGUUGGAGCCUGUCCUGGAAUUCACUCUGUAGACUAGGCUGGCCUUGAACUCAUAGAGAUCCUCCUGCCUCUGCCUCCUGAGUGCUGGGACUAAAGGUGUGCACUACCACUGACUGACCCUCACCUAGUUCUUGCAUCAAGGUCUUAACACAAAGUUUUAUUAUCCUUACAUCUCAAUUUAAUACUGGAGCAUGGAGUUGUAUGUCCCUUAAAUGACCAUUGUCACUGUCUGUGACAGAGGCAAGACUCAGUCCCAACCUCCCUCCAGUCCCCACCCUCUUGCCUCCCGUGCCUUGCCUGUCUUCCAACCUCUACUUGAAGAUCCUAUCUGUUCAAACUCCUCUUUUCAUGUGUCUAGUCAUGUUUUUGUUUAUUUUGUGUGUGUGUGUGUGUGUGGGUGGGCAUGUGCCAUGGUCUGCGUGGGAGGUCAGAGGACCUGGUGGAGUCAGUUCUCUCUUACUACCAUGUCGGUAGUAGGGAUUGAACUCAGGUUCUCAGGCAUGGCAGCAGGCACCACUACCUGAUGAGCCUUCUUGCUGGCCCUUCCAUUCUAAAUAUGGCAAGCCACCCCUUUCAGCUUUCUCUUCACCAAGAAAAAUACCCCCACUUUUUCCAUCUUUUAGAUUUUUUUUUACAAAUACAGGGGGGGUACAUUGCUCCAAGCUGGUGGUGGAUAAAACAGGGGCUCCAGCAGAGGCCAGGAAAGACAGUGUCCAACUAACUCAUCAACAGAACAAACUACAAAAUUGUCACUGUCACCACUGGUGACAGAAACACCAGAUGCCACGGAACCUAUAUCUAGAGACUUGACCUGAUAAGGAAGACUUUCUGGAGUGAUAGUUGAGCCAAGAUAUUGAGGAAAAUGAGAAACAGAGCAGGGAGAGGCAAGGGGCUCGUAUGUGCACAAGGGAUGCAGAGAGCAGGGCUGAAGGGAGCAGGGAUGCAGAGAGCAGGGAUGCAGGGAGCAGGGAUGCAGGGAGCAGGGUGGCAGAGCUGCCCAUAGCUAAAAACGGGGGAAGGGAAGGCGGAAGCAGGGUCGAGGGUCACCAGAGCACAGCCCGGGAGGAGAUCUGGGUUGCUCCUACAACUUCCUGGCAGCCCUGGUGAUUAAAGGCUGAGCCUUGGUCACCUCAUCUCAGGUCCAUUCCCAGCACAGCUCCUGCUGCCAUAUCUGCUGGUUAUAGAAGGGGAGGAGGGCAGCUUCCCCAUGGCACUGCCUUGUGUCCACCUAAUUAAUGCACUUGUUAUCUUCGACCCUCAGGACCCACCACACCUUACAAAGCCUCAGGACCAUGCUCCACCCUACCCCACUCACCCAGCACAGCCAAGUUAGUCAGAUGGCUUCUUGACUCCCAGCAACACAGCUCAAACACACCUUCCCAGGGAGCCCACUGUCCACUCCCUAGGCUUGGUCUUCCCUUAUGUUUCAGCCCCGAGUACCCUGAGGCUUCUUUCAUGACUGUCUCUCAUUCAGAUGACUUGCUGGCACAGUCUUCUUUGCAGCGUGGAGGUUCCAUGAUGUUAAAGCCAGGGUUAUGUCUCCCUCACUUCCAGCAUCCACCACAGAGGCUGGCAAUUCAUCCCUCAGGUGUGUGUAGUGAGCAUCAUGUCCACCCCCUUAGUCCCUGACUUCUGCUCAGUCAUAUGGUGAAUGGUGACAAUAUGGUGGCAGGGGGUGGGCUAGUAGACAAGGAACAAGCAUGACGAUUAAGACUGACAAAUGCAGUGAGAAAACAGGUGCACACUUGUAAUUCUAGCAUUUGGGAGGUAGAGACCGGAGGACCAGAAGUUCAAGGUCAUCUUCUGCUAUGUAAUGAAUCUGAGGUUAGGCUAGGAUACCUGAGACCCUGUCAGGCACAGGUGGGGCUGUGGGGCGGAAGGGCUGUGCUAGUCACCACUAGACGAUCAUUGGGGCAGGGAAGAAUUCACAAGUUGAGGAAGAUCACAGACACGAAUGUGUGGGGGUGUCUGCUCCCCCAGGCCUGCAGGUCUAGAGAGCAGGGUCAUGCCCUCCACUUCUAUCUCCGUGCCACUGAGGCAAUAGAGUCCUUGGUCUGAAUUUUUAAAGUGUGUCCCAUGAAUUGAUUUCCUCCCUUCCUAGGAGCAGGCCCCUCUACCAGCCCUGUGCCCAAGCCUUGCCCAGACACCUUCAUAUCUCCCAUCCAGGUUCUAGAUCCCCCUCCCACCCACUCCAUCCCUCCUUACCCCCCUCUGCCCAGCCCACUCCCCUGGCUCUGACCGUUUCCAUGCGUGGGUGCCAGCAUGUACCCUCUUCACAUGAGAUUUGUUGAUUUCAUAACCAUAAGUAGAUAAAACAUUCUGAGUGCUUCCAUGAGCAAGUAGGAUUGAGGGGGUGAUCUCACAGUGGAAAGGCCGGAGGAGAAGGGAGACAGCCCGUGGGGGUGCCACUGAAGCUCGAGGCUGCACAAGCCAGCACUACUUAAGGGCUGAUUUUCCAUUGCAUAAUUGUGCACCAUAAACAAAGGACUGAGGACUGCCAGAGAACCUUCUGGAAAGCACUCAUGGGAUUGCAAGUCCUCCAAUUCAAAAGAACAGUAUAAUAAGAAAAAUCUAGACUUUAAAGAGAAAACAGAAAGAAUGUGGAAGCCAAGAAACAUGGAUUUUAAUUCUGAGUUCAUUUCAUUCUGGCUGUGUGACCCUGAGCAAGUUGCUCACCCUCUCUGGGAAGGUGUAUAUAUAUUCUUCCAUUGAGCCAGAGACAUCAGGAAGCCUGAUAGCUCAUAAUAUGUUCAUUUUUGGUCUUCCUGAUAGCAGCUUAGCCUCCAAUAAGGGACAGCUAAUCUUCCCAAAAUGCAGUCCCAAAGAGACCAGGGAUGGAAUGAGAGAACCUGCCUCUUCAUUGCCAGUUGGUACUCAUGCUGUCAUGGGAAUGGGCUAUGCAGAAUCACUUCUUCAUGGGAGAGACUAUACAUCCAUGGUUACAAAAAGGGCUAGAUAUUAGUAAGGGCGUCCUAAGUUCUUCUCCCUUAGAUGGGUAAAGGAAGCGGAAAGGGAGCUGAAGUGGCAGCUUGGUUUGUUCUGAGUCCAGAGAGCAACAGUGAUAUGGGGAGGGCUGGGGAAGGUUUUUCUUUGCCCUCUGCUCUAAGGAUGGCAGGCCCUCCUUCAAGGGUCAGGUAGAAGUCAUCGUGGCUUAGUGGUCUCUGUCCUCUUCUGCAUUUACCUAACUCUGUGACUGUGUGAAGACGGCACCAGCCAUAAGUAAACUAAUGGGAUUAAAUCUGUCCCGGUAAAACUUCAUUUGCAAAAAGAAGUGGUGGACCAGAUUUUAUUUGGGGUCAUAGAAUUUUGUUCAAUGUGGCAAGAGAACAGUUUCAGUGUGUGUGUGGGGGGAGUUAAGCUUGUUCUCUUGCCUGCGCCUUGUUAUGUGGCUUUAGGUCAUUGUGCAUUUCUGAUCUUAAUCUCACCAACUAUAUAAUGAACAUAAUAAUACCAAUCAUAUUAGUCCUGAGAAAAUGUCUAAGAGGGGCUGACAGGAUGGCUAGGAAGGUUAAGGCAUUGCUGGCAAACCUGAUGACCUGGGUUUGGUCCUCUCCCAGGACCCAUGUGGUAGGGUAAAAGAACUGGCCUCCACACAUGCACACCAUGACACAUGCAUGUCCCCGAAUGAUAAGUAAAUGAAAAAGAAAGUAUCUACAAGAUCAGAGCGAGUCCCUCCAUCCCCUCACCCCAUCACUUUGAGUGGCGUUAAGUCUUCUACAGGGGUCACAUCCUUGCUUGCUGAGGGUGAUUAAUAGCCUUCUAGGACAGAAAUGCAUCUUUCAAUAGAGUCAGGUUCUUGGUCUGUCUUUCCAACCUGCAGUCCUCAGUGACCCCAUUUCUGGUGCAAGCCAAGCACAGGAGAAAGCAAGGGUUCUCUCUUUUCCACCAUCUACCCAUUUGGCAGGGUGCUAGAGUUCACUCGAGGGAGCACCAUGGCUGCAGUGGCCGGUGGCCAGGCUUUGCAGGAGGCCUUCGAGAGUCAGGCUGGUACUAGAGUCAGGAAGAAUAGGCUUCUGUGUUCUCCUAGGCAGCCCUGGAGGCUCCAUGAAGCAGUGGCAGCUGUGGUCCAGUGGGAACCCCAUUUGUUGCAUCGGAAAUUUCACGUUGUCAUCUUGUGCUCCUGAUUUCUCAUAUGGUCUCUGAAUGCCACAUCCUUUAGCACCUUUCCAUCUCUGAAGCCCUAGCAAGUGUUCAUUCUUUCUUUCAUUCUCUGGCUUCCUCCUUCCUCUCCCUCUCCUUCCCCUCAUCUCCCCUUCCCUUCUUCACAGACAUACUUGUGCAGACAAACACCACAUGUGCACUGACAGUCCUCUGUCAACAUCUUUGCUCCAAUUUCUGAGAAAAAGCAGCCAGGGGUCUCCAUGAUAUUCUGAAGAACCAAAUUCUCCACCCACCUUCCAGCUCCACAGGAGGUCUUCCUCCUGGAAAAUCUCUGAAAAAGAUACAUCACUUCUUCUCUAAUAGGCAUUGAGGGUGAUGUCCCUCUAGAGCCCCAAUAAAGCUAUGCAUGACAGGGGCAAGGGAUCUCAUGGCCUGUUCUUGCUGUAAAAAGGCCUUUUUCGGAAAAAAAUAAAGAAAGGAUUCAGCCAAUCCCUUCUCGAUGCCAUCACCUCUUCUUGGUGAUUUUUCGGGGAAGGAGUGGGUGGGUUUCCAUGGCAACAGAUGCGAGCUCUGCUCAGUAAAGAAGGGACCUUGAUAUUUUUUUCUCUCAUUCUCUCAGUUAUGUGUGUCUCUGUGUGUAUGUGCGUGCUACACAUGCCUGUGCCCACACCAGCAAUUUUAUUUAGAACGAAAGAAAGCCCUUCGCUCAGCUCCCCAAAUAUGGAGUGAUAGAAACCACUUACUCCUGCAGGCCAGAGAAGAUUCGGGAUGGUUCUAGAGAAAGGGUUCCUACGAAGUUGUUUUUCUCCACUGCAGAUACUGCAUGCAGCAGAGAGGACUUUGAAAAUUAUUAGAGGCUUAGAGUUAGAAAGAAAGAUGCUUGGCAGAGAAAGAUGAGCAAAGGAUAGAUGAUGUAAAAGCAAAAAAACAAAACAAAACAAAUGGCAUCACAGCAGGCAAGGGAAGGUGCACUGAGUCUCAGGAAGCAUGCAAUCAAUACAAACCAUCUAAUGCUAUGAGAAAAGGUCCAAGGCAGACUCAGGUAUGGAUACAGACACACAGAGAUCUGUAAAUAAUAUAUGUAAGCACAGAAUGCAUAAUUGCAUAUGACACAGGAAGGUAGAGACUUAGAAAAACACAGACAGAUAAAAAACACACAUGCACGUACUGGCAAAUGUAUAGACACACAAAGAUGCAGACCCCAGCUACAAAACACAUGGAAACAGAUACACAGAUGCAGAGAGACAAGUGUGUUCAGACAUACAGGCUUGUAUGAAGACACAGAACAUGCAACACAGCUUCAGUCAAGUACACACACACACACACACAUACACAUGCACACACACACACACCUUCCCUUCAAUUGCUCAAACAUCCUAUAGCAGGAGGGCAGAGCUGCAAAUGCUGUAUGCUCACCCAGUAAGUUUGGCUGGGAAUCUCUUGUACACCCCCACCCAUUCCUUCUGCACACACACACACACACACACACACACACACACAGACCCCCAAACCCCUCUCCCAACUCACUCCUUGCCCAAUUUCCCAUAACCAAAGGCUGUGAUGCCUCCCCCAUCUCAGACUUCCAAUUCUGCUCUGCUGCUGCUGCUGCCUGCCGCUUGGGGGGGAGAGAGUGGGGUGACUCAGCCAGGCCAGGAUGACUCACACUGACAGUAUUUUUAGCAGCGGCCAGGAGCUCUCUAGCGUGCCAGCCGCCCCCCUCCUCCUGCCUGCUAUUUCAGAACCGUCACUGGUGAUAUAAAUAGCUCUUCUCCCACGGCCUGAAGCUGCUGCCAGGCUAUUUUUGGUUCUGCAUGGUUAAAAAUAGUGUCAUGGAGGUGGGAGGCAAGAGGAGUGGGAGCUGGCCUAGGGAGAGGAGACAUUGGGGGCACACAGAGCUUCUCAACUUGAAUCAGAGUAGGUAAACUAGGAUGAUCCCUCUUCUUCCCCCUCCCUUGUGCCUUUCUAGACCCUUCUUCCUUCCAAAGUCUCUUAUCCCUAGUCUCUUCUCCUGGAAAAACCCGAGGAUUCUUCCCUUGAGUUGAAUUCUCUCCCCUAGUUUAACUAUUUCCUGGAUCCCAGGAGUCUUGACCCCACCCCGUAAAUAGCCCACAUAUAUUCUCAGGAGAGAGGAUGGCAGCCACACCCUGCCACCCUCAUCUACCCUGAGGCCCACCUCGACUUUGAUGUUACAGGCAGGCCAUGGACAAUCUGAUUGGCAAGGCAAUAUUCAGCACCACGGACAGUGGCCACCGUCCUGUGCUUUCACAGCAGAGGGGCUCAAACUGCCUGGAGAACCAACUGAACGCAGCAGAGAGACGCAACUUAUUGCGAAGCAGAUAUCAAGAAUGUCUCCUAACCAAGGCUUAAAGUAUCUGUCUUUAAGGAAGACAGACAGGCUAGGGAUGAGCUUCAGUAAUAGAAUGCUUGUCUAGCAUGCCCAAAGUCCUGAUCCUAUUCUCAGCACUGGGAAACAAACAAAUACACUGGUAACACAAUGGUUUAAGUAGAUGCUUUUUAUCUCUACCAAAUUGGUACAACACAUCAGGAUAGGGUCUCUACAACCAUGUACCUCUCCCUUCUCUCCCGCCUCCGCCUUUGGCAUCACUAGGGAUUGAACUCAAGCCUUGAGCAUGCUAGAAGUGUGCUCUACUACUAAGCCAUACCCCCUUCCUGUAUGCACCCUCUUCCAGCACCGCCUUCUCCUCACCCCACAUUGCUUCUCUUGCUACCACCCCUUUCCAUGAGGAAUGGGGGUUUUCUUGACCAUAAACUUUUCUCUGUGGUGUCAAAGUUCAUCUCUACCUCUAUGACUUUCCACAGCCAGGACUGUCCCUCUCUCCCGAUUUUUUAAAUGGUCUUGUUUUUUUCUGGCCCUAAAAGUGUGCUUACACAUUCCUACUCUAAAUGAAAUUUCAGGAAAAAAGUUUCCAUAGCCCAUUGCUUUCUCCUUUUAUGACGUAGUGGUAUAAAAAAAGGGCACCCAUUCCCUCUGUAGAGAGCAAUCAUAUAUACAUUGACGAGAGAAAGGGGACAUGUGAUGCAAAGGCACCCUAUGGCGAUGAGCCAGACAAAGGUAGAUAAUUGAACCAAAGGGGCAAUUUCCGGGGGUUUGGGGGUCCACAAAGCUGAGACAGACUGCCCAACAUUCAGUGGAAGAAGAAGAAAGAAAGGAAACACACACACACACACACACACACACACACACACACACACACACACACGGUGGACAGUGAAAAGGCAGAAUAAGGAGUCUUGGCGCUAAAAAUGAGGAAGAAAACUGGAGGGAGAUGGGAAGGGGAGCCUGGCAGAAUUAAAGGGUCUUGGGUAGGUGCAGCAGUCACGGAGGGCGCAGCAGACCCUGACUUCUUGGCGGCCUCCCCUUUUCCCCGCCGAAGCGGUGGGGGGAGCUCUCCGGAGCAGUGCGGAGGCCGGUAGGCCCCGCCCGCCGCCGCCGCCGCAGCAGCCGCCGGAGGAUUCCUGCCCUAAUAUGGAGCUGGGAUUCCCCCAGCCCCGCCCCCGCCCCCAGCCCGCCGGAGACACUGGGGCUCGCUAGAGGGCGGGGGAACAGCUCGCCUAGGGGACUGACAAGCGGGAGAGGGUGCGGGGACACCCAAAUGAAGACCCAGAUCCUCACCAGGGUCUGGAUCCUUGCCUCAGUUUCCCCCAAAGGUGGCUAAGGUUAAAAUAGAAGAACGAAGAAUCACUGCAGAGCACAGCGGUGAUGUUUGUGUUCCUGUGCUGCCCGGAGUACAAGGCCGAAUUCAGCUGGUCUCUUUCCCACUGGACCACCAUUCCACGCUGUCCUAGAUAUUUAGAUCCUCAGGCCAGGGCUUGAAGGGGAGGAAGGAAUUAUUUAUUUGAAAGUGACUAAGAGAUUUUCAGAUUGAAUAGACCCCAGAAAAGACCUCCAGUUGUGACCUACCCUCUCCCCCUAAAGCCAAGGAAAGUUCCUCUUGUGACUUUGACCUUUGCCUGGCAUAUAGAGUCAAAUUCGCAGAAGGACCCUGCCCCUCUCUAUCCUUUGCCUCCUUAGAAAAUCAGUGUUGGUGUUAGCAAGGUCUUGACCUUCUACAACUCUCCUGCCAAGGGCUUCAGACCACCCUAACCCGUGCACUGUUCCUCCUUCCAGUAGAAAACAAUGGGAAACCUGGGUCCCUGCAUUCCAUGCCUGGCUCUGCACAGCUCUCGCCAGCCGGCCCCCUCCGCAGCCUCCUUCUCCCCCUUCCCCCGCCCCCUCCCUCUCCUGUUCGACGUCACAAGAUGACGUAGGAAGCCUAGGAGGGAGGAGGAGCGCCCCCCCCCUCCCCAGCCAGUGGCUCCCGCUGCAGCUUGCUUUAGCCCAGCCUCCCGCCUCCCGCUCCCCCCUCCGCUCUAAAACGAGCCCCCCACGCCUGCCAGGAGCUAUAUAAGGCGGAUCGAGGCAGGCGAGGGGGGGCAGCGCUGCCGAGCGGAGCCCAGGAGUGGAGCGGGAGCGAGCGAGAGCCUGAGCGAAAGACCGGGAAGCAAGGAAGAGGAAGCCUCCUGUGCAUCGGGACAGGAUCGCAGGUGUUCGGGAGCCGGAGCCGGAGCUCCACAGCCGGCAAUCAUGUACCGAUCCACCAAGGGCGCCUCCAAGGCGCGCCGCGACCAGAUCAACGCUGAGAUCCGGAACCUCAAGGAACUGCUGCCGUUGGCUGAAGCGGACAAGGUCCGGCUGUCCUACCUGCACAUUAUGAGUCUUGCCUGCAUCUACACUCGCAAGGGUGUCUUCUUUGCUGGAGGCACUCCUCUGGCUGGCCCCACGGGUCUUCUCUCAGCUCAAGAGCUUGAAGAUAUCGUGGCAGCACUACCUGGAUUUCUGCUUGUGUUCACAGCUGAAGGGAAGUUGCUAUACCUGUCUGAGAGUGUGAGCGAGCAUCUGGGCCACUCUAUGGUGGACCUGGUUGCCCAGGGUGACAGUAUCUACGACAUCAUUGACCCUGCUGACCAUCUCACUGUUCGCCAGCAGCUCACCAUGCCCUCUGCUCUAGAUGCUGAUCGCCUUUUCCGUUGCCGAUUCAACACCUCCAAGUCCCUCCGGCGCCAGAGUGCAGGAAACAAACUGGUGCUUAUUCGAGGUCGAUUCCAUGCGCAUCCACCUGGGGCCUACUGGGCAGGAAACCCCGUGUUCACAGCUUUCUGUGCCCCGCUGGAGCCAAGACCCCGCCCUGGCCCUGGCCCUGGCCCUGGUCCUGCUUCACUCUUCCUGGCCAUGUUCCAGAGCCGGCAUGCUAAGGACCUAGCCCUACUGGACAUCUCUGAAAGUGUCCUAAUCUACCUGGGCUUUGAGCGCAGCGAACUGCUCUGUAAGUCAUGGUAUGGACUGCUACACCCUGAGGACCUGGCCCACGCUUCUUCUCAACACUACCGCCUGUUGGCUGAAAGUGGAGAUAUUCAUGCAGAAAUGGUAGUGAGACUUCAAGCCAAGCAUGGAGGCUGGGCGUGGAUUUACUGCAUGCUAUACUCAGAAGGUCCAGAAGGCCCUAUUACUGCCAAUAACUACCCUAUCAGUGACACAGAAGCCUGGAGCCUCCGCCAGCAGCUAAACUCUGAAGACACCCAAGCAGCCUACGUCCUAGGAACUCCAGCCAUGCUACCCUCAUUCCCUGAGAGUAUCUUCUCCCAGGAGCAGUGUUCUAACCCACUCUUUAUGCCAGCCUUAGGGCGUCCCAGAAGCACCAGCUUCCCCAGGGCACCUGAACUAGGUGUGAUCUCAACACCAGAAGAGCUUCCCCAACCCUCCAAAGAACUGGACUUCAGUUACCUGCCAUUCCCUUCUAGGCCUGAGCCUUCUCUCCAAGCAGACCUGAGCAAGGAUUUGGUGUGUACUCCACCUUACACACCCCACCAGCCAGGAGGCUGUGCCUUCCUCUUCAGCCUCCAUGAGCCAUUCCAGACUCACUUGCCCACUCCAUCCAGCUCUCUUCAAGAACAGCUGACACCAAGCACCGUGACUUUCUCUGAUCAGUUGACACCCAGCAGUGCAACAUUCCCAGACCCACUAACCAGUUCACUACAAGGACAGUUGACUGAAACCUCAGCCAGAAGCUAUGAAGACCAACUGACUCCAUGCACCUCUACCUUCCCAGACCAGCUGCUCCCCAGCACUGCCACAUUCCCAGAACCUCUGGGUAGCCCCGCCCAUGAGCAGCUGACUCCUCCCAGCACAGCCUUCCAAGCACACCUGAACAGUCCCAGCCAAACCUUCCCAGAGCAACUGAGCCCCAAUCCUACCAAGACUUACUUUGCCCAGGAGGGAUGCAGUUUUCUCUAUGAGAAGUUGCCCCCAAGUCCUAGCAGCCCUGGUAAUGGGGACUGCACACUCCUGGCCCUAGCUCAGCUCCGGGGCCCUCUCUCUGUGGAUGUUCCCCUGGUGCCUGAAGGCCUGCUCACACCUGAGGCCUCUCCGGUCAAGCAAAGUUUCUUCCAAUACUCCGAGAAAGAGCAAAAUGAGAUAGAUCGUCUCAUCCAGCAGAUCAGCCAGUUGGCUCAGGGCAUGGACAGGCCCUUUUCAGCUGAGGCUGGCACCGGGGGACUGGAGCCACUUGGAGGGCUUGAGCCCCUGAACCCCAACUUGUCCCUAUCAGGGGCUGGACCCCCUGUGCUUAGCCUGGAUCUGAAGCCCUGGAAAUGCCAGGAGCUGGACUUCCUGGUUGACCCUGAUUCUUUAUUCCUGGAAGAGACGCCAGUGGAAGACAUCUUCAUGGAUCUCUCUACUCCAGACCCCAAUGGGGAAUGGGGGUCAGGGGAUCCUGAGACAGAGGUCCCAGGAGGGGCCCUGUCACCUUGCAACAACCUGUCCCCAGAAGAUCACAGCUUCCUGGAGGACUUGGCCACCUAUGAAACCGCCUUUGAGACAGGUGUCUCAACAUUCCCCUACGAAGGGUUUGCUGAUGAGUUGCAUCAACUCCAGAGCCGAGUUCAAGACAGCUUCCAUGAAGAUGGAAGUGGAGGGGAACCAACGUUUUGAAUAAGUCUGUGACUUAACGUCGUCAAGUAUGGCAUAUUGUCAUCAAGACGUGGAGCCGCUCUCCACCCCCCCGGGACUGUUGGGGGGAUUCUGGGGGCCAGAGGGGGAUAUAUCUGAUUCUCCAGGCCCCGAAGGAUUUAGGGGGGAGGUGGGAGGGCAAGGGAGGGGAGCAACUUUUUAAAAUCAAGGGACUUCGAGCGAUCCCAGUUUCCAUUUCAAUCUGUAUUCACUCGUAGUGAGCUUCCUUGAAUGGAUUUCAAGCGGAGAAUGGGGGAGUCUCACUUCCCCACCGCGCUGCCCCAUGGGCUUGGGCCAGUUCUCCAUUCCUAGGGACCCCUGGGUUUUGUUGGAGGAAAGGCAUGGCCCAUCUGGGGCUAGCCUGUGCCCUGAGGGGCUCUUGACACCCACGUAGAAUUCUCUACAAAGCAGUAACGGGAUUUCAAUUCCGAUGGACUCUGCCGCCCCGGCGGCCCUUCCUGUGACUUUUGCGCCCCGCGCCUGGGGUGGGGGGCGCGAACAGAUGCUACAUUCCUUUCCGAUGGAGGAAGGCAGAUCUGCCGUCACACGUGUGCUUGCACGAGUGCGUGUACCUGGUGCGGGACUCACCCGGCCGCCAGACUGCCUGGGCUUGCCCAGGUGGCCACCUCGUGGUGCUGCGGUGACUUUGUAGCCAACUUUAUAAUAAAGUCCAGUUUGCCUUUUUGGUA